Physella acuta is the source of this 4266-nucleotide messenger RNA. Its product is annotated as ubiquitin carboxyl-terminal hydrolase 8. The record is from RefSeq and is a predicted model, not a curated record. Lineage: Eukaryota; Metazoa; Mollusca; Gastropoda; Physidae. Gene Ontology annotation, molecular function: protein binding; cysteine-type deubiquitinase activity. Gene Ontology annotation, biological process: protein deubiquitination.
GUGAUUUCCAAAUAAUAAACAAAUUUUUACUUCUGCGAGAUCAAGAUCUAGAUCUAGAUCUACUAAUCUAGACUCAAGAUCUAGAAUCUAGAUUCUAUGCCUAGAAACUUUCGCCAUUGAUGUAUUAAUGGGAGUAUUGGUGCUACCAGCAUCCAACUAGUCACUUCUAUCAUUGGUCUACUAUCUGAAAUUCUUUUUAUUGGAAAUGCUGCUGAUAAACUAAUUAAAAAAAAACUAUAGAUAAAAAGGAAACAUUCUUGGUCGAAUUAAUCAGAGCGAGGGGAGAUCACAAACCUUAGGUGGAUGACAAAUCAUAAUAUUUAAGCAGACCUCAAACAUAAGCUGACAUAAUGCCAAAAAAAAAAGAGUUGUACAUGGGCAAAUGUCUUGGAGAUUUGCACAAGUUAAGUGAUGUGAAAACACUUUCAACAAAUAAUGUUGCUAUCAUUAUUAAAUCAAACAACAAAGUUUUUCAAGAUGCAGAGGCAUAUGACUUGCAGGGAGAUGAAGAGAGAGCAUUUGUUUUUUACAUAAAAUACUUUAAUCUGCUUCGUCUCGUAAAAUCCAAACCAGAGUAUAAAAAACAAAAAGAUUAUUUUGAUAAACUGAUAGGGAGUUCUAAUCAAGUAAAAGCUAUUGAACGAGCAGAGAAACUUGCUGAAAGUUUAAAAGAAAGAUAUGAUCUAAAAGAAGCUGAAGCAAUUGCCAAUACAUUGUCUGUACUAGAAGCAGAUGAAGAAAUUGCUGUGAGUGAGAAUGUUAAAGAUGGUGUUGAGGAGUCAAAUAAAAAACUGGAGGAAACACAAUCAGAGGUAACUUCACUAAAACAAAACCCAAGUUCAAUCAGCAGUUUAAAUCUUUGUAAUUUACUUCGAGACAAUACAGCUAAAGUAAUUAUCAUGGAUGUUCGCUCAGCUGAAGAUUUUAAUGCAUCACAUAUAAGUCAUUCGGACUGCAUUAGUGUCCCUGCAGAAAUUAUAUCACCUGGCUCAACUGUGAAACACAUAAGUGCUAAUCUUCCCAGCAAAUCAACAACCUCGUGGUCUCAACGAAUGAAUGCAGAUCAUAUAAUUUUAUUAGACUGGAAUUCUACUUUAGAAAAUAUUUCAAUUGGCCACCCAUUAAAAACUCUGAAGGAUGCACUCUAUAAGUUUGACACCAGCUGCAUCAUCAAAUCAGAGCCACUUGUGCUGGAUGGAGGCUAUGAAUCCUGGCUUUUAUUUUAUCCCACACUGACUACAAAUCCCCAUGUGAUAAGGCCUAGUGACUCCAUCCCUGCUAAACCUCCUUCACCUACUGUAACCUUGGACUUUGAUUACCCAGAUUUGGAUGAAAAGUUAAAACCAAAAGAUGUUGUGUCUUUACAACCAGCCAAGCUGCCAUUACAACCAGCCCAGCUGCCUUUACCUGCUUUAGAAAGUAGCAAUUCAGCAGGUUCAGAGUUAAAACUAUUUCCACAAUUUGAUCGUAAACUUAAGCCAUCAAAGACAGAAGAUGUGGAUUUAAGCCCAUAUAUAAAGAAUUCAUUUGCUGAAAAUGUUUCUCAACUUGAGAACAAUUUAGAAUCUGUUCACAUGAAAUCAUUUAAAAGUACAAACUUGAACAAUGAUUUACUGGCCCAUGGACCUAAAAACAGCAACUUAACAAUAAAAAACAACUUGGUCUCCGAUAUUAGUAAAGGAGAGAGAGAGAAGAAUGGGGGGAAAGAAUUUCAGCCAAAUACUGAUGUGCUGCCAGGACCAGACAAAAGCAAGGUUGAGGACAUGGAGAAAAGUUUGAAAGAUCUUCAGCUUAUGAAAAAGAAGGAAGAAAAAGAUGUAGCUGCUCUGCUGAGGUUAAAGAAAAAGUUAAAGGAGAAUCUUGAUGAGGAAGCUAAACAACAGGAGGACCAGAGAAAAUUCCUUUCUUUGGAAGACGAAAAAAGGCUUCUAGGUUUAGAAGAGGCAAAACGUGACGAAGCAGAAAAGAAGCGUAGGAUGGAAGAAGUGGAGAAACUACGGCAAGACAGAAAAAAAGACACACAUUUGAAAGAUAUGGAAAGAAAGCUUAAAGAAGAAGAAGAAAAAAGAAAGCUGAUGGAGGCUGAGCUACUGCAACUGAAAAACAAGUCAAAAGACAGUGAGAGCAGCCUGGGCAGGUUGGAGGUGAAUGUUGUAGAUAAAGGCGAUGAUGGCAGGCCUGGUGUUGAUAAUCAAAAUAUUAGAGAGGAAUUUCAAGAAAAGGUGAUUAAGGAAAGAAUACAAAAUGAAGAAGAGGAAAAAAGAAGAUUAGCAGAAGAGCAAGAAAGAGCAAAGAAGGACUUUGAAGAGAAGGAAAGAACUAAACAUGAAUUGGCAGAAAGGGAGAGAGCUAGACGUGAAUUGGAAGAGAAGGAAAGAGCUAAACAUGAAUUGGCAGAAAGGGAGAGAGCUAGACGUGAAAUGGAAGAGAAGGAAAGAGCUAAACAUGAAUUGGCAGAAAGAGAGAGAGCUAGGCGAGAAAUGGAAGAGAAGGAAAGAGCUAAACAUGAAUUGAUAGAAAGGGAGAGAGCUAGACGUGAAUUGGAAGAUAAGGAAAGAGCUAAACAUGAAUUUGCAGAAAGAGAGAGAGCUAGACGUGAAUUGGAAGAGAAGGAAAAAGCUAAACAUGAAUUGGCAGAAAGAGAGAGAGCUAGACGUGAAAUGGAAGAGAGAGCUGCACAAAAGACUAAAAUAACUCCAGAAAGCUCAUUUAAUAAAGCCGCUGGACAGACAAGAGUGACCGUUGUACCAUCACAAAAUCUGCCUGUUGGCUGGGAAAAGCGCCUUGACCCGGCCACCAACAGAUACUUCUACAUUGACCACAAUAAUGGGAGUACACAUUGGACUGCUCCUGCUAUGCCACUUUCUAAACCCACAGAUACAUUCAAGAUGCCUCUUAAAGAGGAGCCAGCAGUUUUAAGCUCACGUGGACUAAGUCGCUCACAUUCUUCCCCAAACAUUAAAAAGCUACUAGAAGAUGAAGAGGAAAAUACUAAAAAUUUUCCUGCUGUGAACAGGGCCAUUAAGCCUUUACCUAAACAGAUUGUACGAAAACGCGAUUUAAAUCCAGUCUAUGGCAAUGUGGGUCCUGCACUCACCGGGCUUAGAAAUCUGGGCAACACUUGUUACAUGAAUUCAACUAUUCAAUGCCUCAACAACACAUCACCUCUUGUUGUCUACUUUCUUCAAGAUAACCAUCUGUUCACCAUUAAUAGAGAAAGCUCUCAAGGAAUGCAUGGAGAAGUGGUAGAUGAAUUUGCCUAUGUGAUAAAAGCUCUGUGGUCUCAGCAGUACCGAUCUAUAACACCACGAGAUUUGAAGAAUGUAGUUGGCCAGUACAAUCCAAUGUUUGCUGGUUACCAGCAACAGGAUUCACAGGAGUUUCUCACUUUUUUGCUGGAUGGGUUGCAUGAAGGUUUAAAUGAGGUGAAGAAGGCUCCACCCAUCCCAGAACAAGAUAAUGACAGGCUCACAGAUGAGUAUGCUGCACAGAUAGCCUGGCAACAUCAUAAACUGCUACACAAGUCUGUCAUUGUUGAAUUGUUUCAGGGGCAACUGAAAUCCACACUAACUUGUGGAACUUGCAAAAAGAUGUCAGUCAAUUUCCAAGCCUUCAUGUUUUUGUCUCUGCCUAUUCCAGCUUCUUCUAAAUGCUCUUUGAAGGACUGUAUUAAAGAAUUUCUAAACCCAGAACUGAUGACAGGAAGUAGCAAAUGGAAAUGUCCGCAGUGUAAAGUGGAGAGAGACUCCAAGAAAAAGAUUGACAUUUGGAAACUUCCUCCUAUUCUACUGAUUGGAUUAAACAGGUUUUAUGCUGAAGGGAUGUGGAUGCAGAAGAAAACCACUUUUGUUGAUUUCCCUCUUGUGGAUUUAGACUUCUCCCCCUACAUCAUAGGCCCUCGUCCUCGCAACAAAUAUAGUUUAUAUGGAAUAUCAAAUCAUUAUGGUACAAUGGAAGGUGGUCAUUACACAGCAUUUUGCCGCAACACUGUCAAUAAAAAAUGGUACAAAUUUGAUGACCUAGAUGUGUACGAAAUAUCAAGCUCUGAUGUGAAGAGCUCAGCUGCCUUUGUGCUUUACUAUACAUCGAUUGACAUGCCAGCACCGAUAUAUAAACCUCACCUGUAACAGCCUUUACAGCAAAUUAGAGGAGGCAAACUAUCUAUUUGGAUGAAUUUCAUUGAUUGAAAAGCAGCAUGCUUUAAGAUUGCAUAGCAACCUGAAUUAAGAUUGCAUAGCAUUAGCAACCUGCUUUAAAAUAUGCCUA